Molecule: messenger RNA, 1662 nt
Organism: Aspergillus affinis
Lineage: Eukaryota; Fungi; Ascomycota; Eurotiomycetes; Eurotiales; Aspergillaceae
Product: mitochondrial distribution and morphology protein 34
Exons: 2
Coding region: 1-1662 (553 amino acids)
Biological process (GO): phospholipid transport; mitochondrion organization
Cellular component (GO): ERMES complex
Molecular function (GO): lipid binding
Source: RefSeq, a predicted model, not a curated record
AUGGCGGACGCGAGUUUCUACACUCGCGCCCAGGAACUGUUAACCGCGGCCCUGAAUAAAUCCCCCAAACCCCCGAUCAUCGUCGACGACAUCAUCGUCUCCGAACUCAAUCUCGGCUCUAUGCCGCCCGAUCUGGAAAUCCUCGAAAUCGGCGACUUGGCCGAGGAUCGCUUUCGAGGCAUCUUCAAGAUGUCCUACACGGGCGACGCCUUCCUGACCCUGAAAACCCGGGUACAGGCGAAUCCGCUCAAUACCUAUCUCUUCACAAGACCCUCCUUCGCCUCGCCGUUGCCGUUAGCUGCAGCAACUCCUCUCACAAUCCCCCUUCAAAUCACUCUAUCCGACUUCAAACUCUCCGGCUUCGUUAUCCUAGUCUUCUCCAAGCAAAAAGGAAUCACCGUCGUCUUCCGGAAUGACCCACUGGAAUCGCUUAAGGUUUCUUCGACAUUCGAUUCGAUCCCCUUUGUUCGUGACUUCCUACAAAAAGAAAUCGAGGGUCAGCUUCGCAUCCUGUUCAUGGACGAGCUACCCGCCAUCAUACAUCGACUAUCCCUUCAGUUAUGGGUCCCCGAAUACCGCAUCGGGGAGGAAGCGCAAAACCGCGCCGACAACAACGCGGCAGCCGAGGGCCCGGGUCAAGAUCCGUUGGCCAGUCCUCCUCAGGAUCCAGUCGAUGCUCAGGGAAAUGCCCUGAAUGACUCGGAUAUCGCCUCGCUUUCCCUCGACUCCUCGGUUGAAACCCAUUCGCUAUUUUCGCAGAAGAAUCUUCUGCGACUGGCAACUCUCACGGAUUCGCAACGCACAUUGUCGCUCUUCACCCCCUCGAUUCGAGAAGUGGUUUACCGUGCAUGGACUUCGCCUUCCGACCAGGGUGACGGAAAUGGAAGCGUCAUGUCUCCAUUAAGCCCGGUACUAUCGCGCACUCAAUCUCACGCCGGCAGCAUGUCUUCCUUCCAGGACAAUGCUAGCAUGGUGUCGACACACAGUCGAUCGUCUGCCUCGACCCACGCCUUUAGCAGUUAUGGUCUGAGUCUUGGGGCCGGUCGUCAUUCGAAGGCCCAUUCUAGAAAGCGCAAGAAGCGUGUCGUGGAUUUGCGCCGACCCAAGGCUCCGGAGGACUCGGCAAGUGUCAGCGAUGAAAGCGCCUUCACCGAAACGACCAGUGCACCAUCGGUGUGCUCCGCCCCGCUCCCGGUUGUCAAUGAACAACCCGACGAUCCGGUGACGCCUCCCUUGUCCCCGGAUAGCGAUCUUCAACUUCCGACAAUCCCCGAACGGCAUCGCACAAGUCUUUCUCGCCCUACCCCUCGUCGCAACAUUGCAGCAGAGAUUCUGCGUGAGCCGGGAGAGUCUUCUUUGGCACCCACGAAACAUGGAGAUGUCGAUGUGACUCCUCGAGCUACCGUGCGCCCUCACGGCGCCUCUCAACGCAACAGCCAAAAGCAAGAGGCUGAACCGUCUCGGCAGUUGCCGUCUACGAUACUUCCAUUGGUCGAAGAAAAGCCUAGUUCCGGUCCGGUCGACCAGGCCUUAGUCGAAAGGCUAGCGGGAGAAAUCGCCCGUCGAAUGCGAGACGAAAAAUUGAUGCCCAGCACCUCCUGCAGCCCUUUCUGGGGCCGUGCCAACCACGAGGACUCUCCUCCGCCGGCCUACGGCCAGUGA